Molecule: messenger RNA, 5315 nt
Organism: Acinonyx jubatus (cheetah)
Lineage: Eukaryota; Metazoa; Chordata; Mammalia; Carnivora; Felidae
Gene: LRRC17
Product: leucine rich repeat containing 17
Exons: 4
Coding region: 3658-4983 (441 amino acids)
Molecular function (GO): protein binding
Source: RefSeq, a predicted model, not a curated record
AUAUAAUAUAAUAUAUAGUUAAAUAAAAUAAGAUAUUUAUGGAAUAUUAAAUAAAAGAUAUGUGUACUAUCUAAUCCACUUUAGUUUAAAAGAAGUAUAGAUGUGCAUAGAAAAAGACCAGAAAGCCUUACCCUUAUUAUUUCUGGGUGGUGAAUUUUUAGAUAAUUUAAAUUUUUGCUCAUUUCUCAUAUUUUUGUGUUUAACAUGUAAAAAGAAAAAAAAGCAAAGGUUUUAAAAAAUGAAAAAAUAAAAUUCAAAGUGACAAGUAUAUUGUUAGAAGUUUGCAAUGUAUGGUGUAAGAGCUCACUGGAACGGCUUUAUCCUGAUUUAGGGCCAAGUGAGCAGAGAUUUUUUGAGAAGAAACUGAACAGAGGCGUCCCCUCAGUCACAUUAAAGAUGAGGACACACAAGUGUAUAUGCAAGUGCUGGUAUUUGUUAGGAAAUCAGUCGCAUUACUUACUGCACCUAUAGUGUUUAUCCAAUCCCAAAAGCAUUCAGAGUAUUUCUAAAACAUGUGUAAUCGAUUUUCACUUUUCUUUGCAGUUCUCCAUUAUCCAUUUAUGUAUUUUUUCCAACAACUAUGGUUGAAAUACUUCCACAGUAUUGUAUAAAUCCAUCUUUCCUUUUUGGGGGGCAGCCAUGACUGCAUUAAAGUUUAGCCCUUAACAGACUUCACUUACGUUAACCCAGAGCUCCUUAAGGACAGGGAUGCUGUUUUAUUCAUCAUGCGUGUCCAGCAUGCAGCAGGCACAGAUAACACCAGCGAAAAGCAGGUAGGUGUGAGCUUCUAUUCUCAAGUCUUUUGUUUUAUUAGGACCUUUUUUCUUUGGCAGAUAUACUAACACAUGACUUCAUAGUGCAAAAUUCUUGUAAAAAGAAAAUAGAUUUUAGUUUCCAAGCAGAGAACCUGGGAAAUCUGUGAAUCAUCGAUUUUCCUGCUUUGAAACCAUUUUUGUGCCGCCCAGUCAAUACAAGUAGGCCUGGGAGAGUGAAACUGUCCUCACACCCAGAGCUGGGGAGGCAGACAGAACCUCCCCACAGAAUUUAACACAUCCCUCGGAAGCAGUAACAUCCAAGCUUUCCUCAUUCUUUCUGAAGCUAGAGCAGCAGCUCUAUCUGCUCGUAGGAGAUCUGUGCUUACUAAUGAGCCCAUUUCUUACUCUCAGUGAACCUGAAGGGGCUCGGUUUCAAAUGGCACAAUUUCCAGUGACUGAAACAGUGUCUGACACCUGGAGUUAAAUCUCUGUUGAAUUAUAAAAUAAACAAAUGGAAGUGAAAGACAGAUGAACAAAAGAAAUUAACAUUGCUUUGCAUAGCACUGUGAAAUACUAACUUCACUGUGGAUUGAGAUGUACAAAUUAAGGGCCAGUCGGGGAAAAAAAAUCUAUUCUUUAUACAUUCAGACCAAACUUAAAUACCCACCGAGGACAGGCAGGCCAUGCAGUUAAUUGGUAGGUGUGCAUGUGUGGACGUUACCGAGUGGAGGAGAAGCCAGCACACGCCAUUUCAAGGGGACGAGGCUGACUCAGUUCCAGCCCUUUGUUGCCAUAUGGCGAUGUAGGCCCAAUUUCGUUAGUUUUUCCAGUUUUUUAAGAGAAGCUUGGAGUCCAGAUUUCUUUAUGAAAACUCCAGAAUUUAAAAUGCUGGCUCAAAAUUUAAAAGUAGAUAAACUGUAUCUGUGAGUUCUGCAUGUAUAUCUGGCUAGAGUAGAGGCACAUUGAUUGGAAACCUCUCAUUUUGACUUUACUGUGUCUGAGAAUAUUUAUCCUUAGGGACAUGUGCAUGUGUGUUCAUGUGUUUGUGUAUGAACUGUAUGUUGUCGCCAUUACCUUGUGGAAACUGAGAAGAAGGAGGUAAGUCACACUGUGGGGAGGGUUUUUAAGGACUUGGUUAGCUGGUGGAAAAUAGUGGAGGAUGUAUCUUUAGAGGGGAGAGCAAUCAAUAGGAUGCGUACACCCAUAUCGAAAGUAGACACCGACCCGCCCAGAGAGACUGGAAGAUACACGUGCUACUACCCUUAAUGAUUAUGUAUCAAAGGAUGGCUCCCAGGUCCUUGAGGGAGGCGUUCCUGGGUUGUAACACUGGCAAGAAGCUUUUAAAGAAGUUUCUAUCUAUCUCAAGGAGAGCAAAGAAAGAAUGACCAGUUUCAAGUUUUCUAAAAGAAAUGCUCUAAGGGAGGUCAGGGACCUAGAGUCAGGAAGAAGCCGGUCUGAAGUCGAGGGAAGCUGGAGAGAAUGGUAAGUCCGUCUCUUGUUGAUGUUUAGCAAGCUACACACCAGUAGGUCAGAAAUAAAUGUAAAUUCUAGAUGUUUCAACUCUAGCUCAGAGCCCUCCCCUCCUUGCCCCCACAUCCUCCCUACUGCCUAGUGUACCAGGGUACCAUGGGAUGCCAGUGACGGUGACUAAGUUCUAUCCAUUUAAGCACUUAGAGGAGAAGCCCAUUGUAUGCCUAAAUGCCCUCCAGGGGACUCUGCCUGCCUAUGUAGGUACCAACAGGUGCUUACAACUGCCCCAGUACCCUGUGCUUUCACCAGCUGGGCAACCUUGGGAGCCUAGCCUCUGCAUUCCUAAAUGGGCACAAUAAAUACCAACUACACAGCAUUUGUAGUGAAUCUGGUCUAUGUGAGGCACUCAAUAUGGUGCCCGGCAUAUAGUAACAACUCAAUAAACAGUAACUAUCAAGGUUUCAGCCAGUUCUCAUCUGUGCAAUUGUAUUAUUUCUGUAGAAGGAGGAACAUACAUUAACAAAAUACCUAGAGAGGUGAAAGAAAAGAAGUUAAAAGAAUAAUGACUUAAAUCUGCCAAAAUCAAGAAGAAACUACCAGUGAGGCAGUAACUGUUUGCAAAGUGCCAUGACCUACCCUCCUCAACUCCACCGAUUUUCUACCCAAUUUUCCUUUACCUUGUUCCCUCAAACUAAAGUAUUUCCCUAUGUACAUCUCAAAUCUCCGUGUUAUUUAGCCCAAGGAUACAAUGCAAUUUUAGAAAUUACAACCUUUGUUGUAUUUCCUUUCUUACAUUUAGAACUCGCAGCAUUUGACCCAAUACCCAUUUAUUUUUUGAAAGCCCAUGUGGGAGCUAAUUGACUUUCCAGGAAGUUCUUUGCCAAUCCUCCCCCAAAAAGGUUUCUCCUGUGUUUGUAUCUGGUAGCAAUUCUACAGUUUUCAACAUUUGGAACUCUGGUAUUAUAAUUGUGCUUGAAGUAUCUACACAGAAAUGGUCUGUUUCAUCAUCCCCUGAGCUCGGCCUGUGUGUGGAUGUGACAUUCCAGUGGAAGGAAGCCAAGAGCCUAUAGUAGCGAUCCUGGGGAAAAUUUAAGCAGCUGUGGCUGUGUAAUUCAAAACCUCUGAAAAGUGUGCUGCAGUCCGUGCACAGCAUUAGUAUAACAUGAGGGCUGGAUGUAGCCCGUCCUCCGGAGGACUUCCUUGCCCGCUGCAGGAAAGAGAAGAUUGAAAGACAAACCUGGGUGCAGCCGGAAAGGUCCAAAUAGAUGAGCUUGUGGCAUCCAUCCCCUAAAUUCAGGGACUGCAUCGGACCUCAGCUGGGUCUCAUCGUUCCGAAUUGCAUUAGUUAAGAUUACCCAAGCUUGCAUUUCAAAGGAAUACUUUCAUCGUUCCCUCUGUCACCCCAAGUAAUUGGGGCCAGCUGGAUGUCAGGAUGCGCGUGGUUACGGUGGUAAUUCUGCUCUUCUUUUGUAAAGCCGCGGAGCUCCGCAAGGCCAGCCCUGGGGGCUCGAGAAGCCGAAUGAAUCAUGGCCGGGCGGGUGGGAGCAGGAGAGGCUCCAACCCCGUCAAACGCUACGCGCCAGGCCUCCCCUGCGAAGUGUACACGUAUCUUCACGAGAAGUACUUAGAUUGUCAAGAAAGAAAACUAGUUUACGUGCUGCCUGACUGGCCUCAGGAUUUGCUGCAUAUGCUGUUAGCAAGGAACAAGAUCCGCAUACUGAAGAACAAGAUGUUCUCCAAGUUUAAGAGGCUGAAGAGCCUGGAUCUGCAGCAGAAUGAGAUCUCCAAAAUUGAGAGUGAGGCUUUCUUUGGUUUAAAUAAACUUACUACUCUCCUCCUGCAGCACAACCAAAUCAAAGUCUUGACAGAGGAAGUGUUCAUUUAUACGCCUCUCCUGAGCUACCUGCGUCUCUAUGACAACCCCUGGCACUGUACUUGUGAGAUGGAAACGCUUAUUUCAAUGUUGCAGAUUCCAAGAAACCGGAAUUUGGGGAACUAUGCCAAGUGCGAAAGGCCACAAGAUCUAAAAAACAAAAAGCUGCGGCAGAUAAAAUCUGAACAGUUAUGCAAUGAAGAAGAAAGGGAACAAUUAGACCCGAAACCCCAAGUGUCAGGGAGACCCCCAGUCAUCAAGCCCGAGGUGGACUCGACUCUUUGCUACAAUUACGUGUUUCCCAUACAAACGCUGGACUGCAAACGGAAAGAGCUGAAGAAAGUUCCAAACAACAUCCCUCCAGACAUUGUUAAACUUGACUUGUCAUACAAUAAAAUCAACCAGCUUCGACCCAAGGAGUUUGAAGAUGUUCAUGAGCUAAAAAAAUUAAACCUCAGCAGCAAUGGCAUUGAAUUCAUAGAUCCUGCUGCUUUUUUAGGACUCACACAUUUAGAAGAGUUAGAUUUAUCAAACAACAGUCUACAAAACUUUGACUAUGGCGUAUUAGAAGACUUGUAUUUUUUGAAACUCUUGUGGCUCAGAGAUAACCCUUGGAGAUGUGACUACAAUAUCCACUACCUCUACUACUGGUUAAAGCACCACUACAACGUCCACUAUAACGGCCUGGAAUGCAAGAUGCCUGAAGAAUACAAAGGGUGGUUUGUGGGAAAAUAUGUUCGCAGUUACUUUGAAGAAUGCCCCAAAGACAAAUUACCAGCCUACCCUGAGACAUUUGAUCAGGAUCCGGAAGAUGAUGAAUGGGAGAAGAUUCAUAGGGAUCACACAGCCAAGAAGCAAAGUGUAAGAAUCACUAUAGUGGGAUAACUUAGGAAUUGUUUUGGUUGCAACUGGUUUUGAAUUUGCUAUACCGGUGUCAGAAAACCAUAUGUUUACAUUUUGAUUAACUGUGUUGCCUAUUUAUGCAGGGUUAUCCAGUUACAGGAAGGUUCCCUUAAUUAUUAUUUUUAUUGUGAGAAAUUCUAGCAACCAAGGGAAUACUUCCAUCCCGCUUGCCUGCCUGUUUGCAGACCGGCCUUUGGUGACGGUUCCACACUGGUGAACUGCGGGAGUUGGGUCCGAAUGAUGGCAUUGGAAUUUCAUAACAUCCUGUAUAUAUGUUUUUACUGCCUUUUGAAAAUAAAAUUUUAAAAAACUUG